UUUCUUCCUUCACCAUGUCUGGACGCGGCAAAGGCGGGAAGGGCCUGGGCAAGGGCGGCGCCAAGCGCCACCGCAAGGUGCUGCGCGACAACAUCCAGGGCAUCACCAAGCCCGCCAUCCGGCGCCUGGCGCGGCGCGGCGGCGUCAAGCGCAUCUCCGGGCUCAUCUACGAGGAGACGCGCGGGGUGCUCAAGGUCUUCCUGGAGAACGUGAUCCGCGACGCCGUCACCUACACGGAGCACGCCAAGCGCAAGACGGUCACGGCCAUGGACGUGGUCUACGCGCUCAAGCGCCAGGGCCGCACGCUCUACGGCUUCGGCGGCUGAGCCCCCAAACCACUAACUUCAGCAAAACCAAAGGCCCUUUUCAGGGCCGCCCACCCCCUCUCGGGAGAGCUGCGCGCGGCUUUCUGGUUGUGUGUGUGAGACGAGCGUGAGUACAUGGGAGCGGUCCCCGCCGUUCCGCACCCCAGUGGAGGACAAGCCCUUGGCACCCCGCCCUUCCCUGGCGGGUACGUUGUGCUCCCUUGUUCCCUUGGGACCGUGCAGUGGUGCGACCGGAAGUCCCGCCGAGGUGGUUUUGACUUGUCUGGCGAGCGUUCAGAUUAGUGUACAAAUUGCGAGGACCUGAGGCUGCAACCCUUCCCCAUAAGAACUCCGAUCGAUUAAAAAAUUACCAGUGAAACUG
Myotis davidii is the source of this 687-nucleotide messenger RNA. RefSeq names its product histone H4. Gene Ontology annotation, molecular function: structural constituent of chromatin; protein heterodimerization activity; DNA binding. Gene Ontology annotation, biological process: nucleosome assembly. The transcript is spliced from 3 exons. Gene Ontology annotation, cellular component: nucleosome. The record is from RefSeq and is a predicted model, not a curated record. The coding region runs from base 15 to 326 and encodes 103 amino acids. Lineage: Eukaryota; Metazoa; Chordata; Mammalia; Chiroptera; Vespertilionidae.